AUGUCGAAAGGCAAAGACUUUGAGGUAGCGAUUAUAGGCGGUGGAAUCGCUGGUCUAACAUUAGCCAUUGCUCUGAAUCAUCGAAAUAUACCUGUGAAGAUAUACGAACAAGCGCCAAAGUUUGGCGAGAUCGGUGCUGGAGUCUCAUUCAGUCCGAAUGCUGUCAGGGCCAUGAACAAAUGUCACGAAGGCAUCUACCAAGCCUUCGAGAGAGUCUGCACAAGAAAUGAAUGGUCAUCGAAGCACAAUGUCUGGUUUGACUACCUAAACGGCUACGACAAAACCCUGAAGAAAUCUGGACACCAGGAAGCAGUAUUCACGAUUAGUAACUCAAUCGGGCAGAGCGGAGUUCAUCGUGCGUUAUUUCUUGAAGAGCUUGUCAAACUCCUGCCUUCCGACAUGGCUCACUUCGGUAAACGUCUCAAUCAUAUCGAGGAUGGCAAAGGCAGCAAGCUUGUAAUGCACUUCGAAGAUGGGUCCAAAGCAGAAACGGAUGCAGUCAUCGGCUCAGACGGUAUCAAGUCGAUGGUGAGGCAGAUAGUGUUUGGUAAAGACCAUCCAUGUGCCUACCCGACAUAUACAUAUAAAUAUGCAUACCGCGGCCUGGUGGAGAUGGACAAAGCCGUGGCAGCCGUCGGAGAAGAAAGAGCUAAAAAUUCCUGUAUGCAUAUGGGACCAAACAAUCACGUCCUCACUUUCCCUGUCAACCAUGGAAAGAUCUUGAACAUCGUUGCAUUUCAUACAGCCCAGACGGAUUGGCCUGACUAUCAGAGAUUGACCCGGCCUGCGAAGCAACAGGACGCCUUGAAGGAUUUCGAAGGCUAUGGGCCGAACGUAAUUGAGUUAUUGAAGCUUACGAAGCCAGAUCUCGAUAUAUGGGCCAUCUUCGAUUUAGGUACCCAUCCCGUACCACAGUUUAACAAGGGCAGAAUAUGUAUAGUUGGUGACGCCUCUCAUGCAACCUCGCCACAUCAUGGAGCUGGCGCAGGAUUCUGCAUUGAAGACAGUGCGGUCAUGGCAGCUCUCUUGUCGGACAAGCGAGUACAGACUUCAGAAGACAUAGAGGCUGCCUUUGCGGCUUUCGACAGCAAUCGCAGAGAGAGGUGCCAGUGGCUGGUCCAGAGUAGCAGAUUCAUCGGAGAUGCAUACGAGUGGCGAGCGCCUGGCCUCAAGGAUGACUUCAAGAAGAUAGAAAGCGAAAUUAACCGACGCAAUAGUAUCAUUGGCGACUUUGAUAUAGACCAGGGGUGUAAAGAUGCUACCGACGAGCUGACGAAGCACCUGGACCGUGCACGCCUGUAG
Molecule: messenger RNA, 1302 nt
Organism: Lithohypha guttulata
Lineage: Eukaryota; Fungi; Ascomycota; Eurotiomycetes; Chaetothyriales; Trichomeriaceae
Exons: 2
Coding region: 1-1302 (433 amino acids)
Biological process (GO): secondary metabolite biosynthetic process
Molecular function (GO): FAD binding
Source: RefSeq, a predicted model, not a curated record